This is a messenger RNA of Pectinophora gossypiella (pink bollworm), 1602 nucleotides long. Its product is annotated as connectin-like. The record is from RefSeq and is a predicted model, not a curated record. Gene Ontology annotation, molecular function: protein binding. Lineage: Eukaryota; Metazoa; Arthropoda; Insecta; Lepidoptera; Gelechiidae. The transcript is spliced from 3 exons. Bases 145 to 1602 code for a protein of 485 amino acids.
GCACGUUUCGUAAAAUUUGUCCGGGACGAACUUUCGCGACGCUUUCGUGUCGUAUCGCUAACUUUUCGCUGAAGUUAUUGCUGCUUAAGGAUUGUUUUUGCUAGUGCGAGUUUCUUAAGGAUUUGUGGUUGAAAAGGCAAAAGGAUGGAGACGGUCGUCCAAUAUUUGCUGCUUGCUCUGGCUCUGACCUCAGUGCAAAUAUCGUAUACAGAGAGCCGUCUAAAUGAAAAACGGAGAGAUAAAACUGAACGAAGGUACCAUGGAGCGCAAAAUAAAGACAACAUAUGCGAGAUUACGAACCGAGAGUCCAAAGUUCAUUGCUACUGCGAGAACACAGAUAUACAAACAGCUACUAAAGCGGACUGUUGGGUGUUUAACGGCGGAAUCGCAGAAUCAGACCCAAUUUGGGCAAGCUUCAAUUCCCAGCCCCAUUUAGAAAAACUAACAUUCAACGUUCGAUCGGAUGGAGCACUCAAAUUCGUCCCAUUACACGUUAUACACCGCAUGAAAAGGCUCCAAAAGCUGUACAUACAUUACGCUACUUUGAACAAAAUAGAGAAGAAAACUUUCUCAAAUAUGACCACGGUGAGAGACAUAACGUUAAUGAACAACAAAAUAACAGAAUUGGAUUUCUCAGCGUUCACAAAUCUCCCAGCGCUCGUAAACUUGACGAUAAAAGAGAAUAAAGUUACUGAGAUUCAAAGAGAUGUUUUCGUCGACCUGCCGAAUUUGAGGUAUCUCGAUUUGUCAUUCAACAGCAUUAGUUUAGCUCAUGACGGCUGUUUUGAACAUCUGACGGUUCUCAACGAUCUGAUAUUGGAGGCAAAUUCAAUUACAGUGUUGACUAGAGACACUUUCAGAGGUCUCGCUAAUUUGACACGAUUAGAUCUGCGAUCGAACAAGUUGUCUAUGAUAGGGGACCUGACCUUUGCUGAACUGUGGAAUUUGAAUGAGUUGCUUUUGGACAAUAAUGAGUUGAAGUAUUUAUCUGAGAGGGCAUUUGAUGGAUUGGCUAUGCUUCAGAAGUUAUCGAUGACUGGGAAUCGAUUAAGGUCUAUUAACGAGGGGCUCUUGGAAGGGGUCAGGGGUUUAGAACUGCUAGACUUGAGAAACAAUGAGCUGGAACACUUCACGUAUGAAACUAUAAAGCCGAUACUCGAGAAUUUGAAGAUUAAGACGUCUGUGUUGUACUUAAGUGGUAAUAAACUUGUUUGCGACUGUCGCCUCUCCUGGAUCCAGACAUUAAGGAAUGAAACGAAGAGCGAGCCUUUACGACUUGCACUUGAAGAUGUUACUUGCAUACUUACAGAUGCUAACGAAAUUAACAAUGGAAAGGAGGUAAACGAUGCUUUGGCAGACGGUAAUGAAGCUCAAAGUGCGAGCGAUGAUGACCAGGCAGAGCCUACCGCUCAACCGAUUGUUAACCAACUUGUAAUUGUAGACAUGCCUACAGAGGCGCUGCCUUGCCCCCGUCAACUUACUGGAGAAGACUCCCUAAUGCUUUCUUCAAAAGAUGAAAGUUAUGGAAAUUCAAGUUCAUUAUUAAUAUGUAAUGUAAGUUUAGUACUAAUGUUAGUAUUAAGUGUGUUAUCAAUAUGUUAG